AUGAGAAAGAACAAGGCUGAGCUACCACCAAGCUUUUCAACAGCAAAGGGCAGAAAUGUGUCUUCUUCAAUCUACGGAUACUCUGGUUCUGUAACAAUACUUUCACACGUCCCCAAAAAGAACAAGGUUGUCAACCUGAUAUCGACAAUGCACCAUGGAGAAUGUAUGGUGGAAAAUAAGCCUGAAAUAAUCCAUGACUACAAUAAAACAAAAGGUGGAGUUGACGCACUUGACGAAAAGACGCAUAAUUACACGACUUCUAGAAGAACAAGGCGGUGGCCUAUGGCAGUCUUCUACACUAUGCUAGAUAUAGCAGGUGUAAAUGCUUUUGUUUUGUACCAUGGGAAAGAAGAUACUGAUGAUGUGACACGCAGAGAAUUCCUCAUUGAACUAGAUUUCGAGUUGCAUGCUGAUUACAUAUCCAGUCUAGCACCCAUCGCCUUCUAA
Schistocerca nitens (vagrant locust) is the source of this 447-nucleotide messenger RNA. RefSeq lists its product as uncharacterized. The record is from RefSeq and is a predicted model, not a curated record. Bases 1 to 447 code for a protein of 148 amino acids. Lineage: Eukaryota; Metazoa; Arthropoda; Insecta; Orthoptera; Acrididae. The transcript has 2 exons.